CAGAUCGGUGGAUCGAUUGCCACUGCAGGAGCCAAGCUGCUUGAAAGAGUUGAGAGGUAGCUGCUAGACGCCUUGCUUGUCUUGAAGCAGAGUGCAAAUCAACGAGAGAGAGAGAUGGGGUGGAGCACGAGUGAGAACGAGAGAUUCGAGCGCGCGCUGGCCACGUACGACCGCGACACGCCGGGGCGGUGGGAGCGCGUGGCGGCCGCGGUGGGCGGGGGCAAGACGGCAGACGACGUGAGGCGCCACUACGACCUCCUGGUGGAGGACCUUGGCGACAUCGAGUCCGGCCGCUACGGCUACCCCAGCGGCGCCACCACCAACGGCAACAGGAACAACAGCAGCAGAGGCAGAAUCAAGCGGGCCCAGACAUGAUGGGGCGCGUACGAGAUCGGCGGCGUGCGAGAGCUGCAGCUCACCCGUCACGUACGUGAGACGUGUGUAUGCUCAUGUGUAUAGGCAUUCAAGUGUGCCGUACAAGUAUGUGUGGGUUUGGGUUUUCGAGAUGCCCGUGCGUGCAUGUUGCUGCCCGGCUACGUAUGUCGUGUGAGAGGAGCACGUACGUACAGCGUGCGUACGUACGCAUGGCCUGCUUCUGCCGCCAUGGAGGGCGCGCCUCGUGUGCGGCGAUGCUCUUCCACGACGUGCUGCAGCAGCAGUGCAUGUGCAGCUUGCUCCCUUUUCCGUGUAAUGCUUUGUUGCUCCUACUAGUUAAUCUUAUUAACAAUUGUGUGACUGAAGUGUCGAUCG
Phragmites australis (common reed) is the source of this 750-nucleotide messenger RNA. RefSeq names its product protein RADIALIS-like 3. Bases 115 to 375 code for a protein of 86 amino acids. NCBI's taxonomy places the organism in Eukaryota, Viridiplantae, Streptophyta, Magnoliopsida, Poales, Poaceae. The transcript has 2 exons. Gene Ontology annotation, molecular function: DNA-binding transcription factor activity. The record is from RefSeq and is a predicted model, not a curated record.